This is a messenger RNA of Capsella rubella, 1621 nucleotides long. RefSeq names its product ureide permease 5. The coding region runs from base 80 to 1450 and encodes 456 amino acids. Gene Ontology annotation, biological process: nitrogen compound transport. The transcript is spliced from 5 exons. The record is from RefSeq and is a predicted model, not a curated record. Lineage: Eukaryota; Viridiplantae; Streptophyta; Magnoliopsida; Brassicales; Brassicaceae. Gene Ontology annotation, molecular function: uracil:monoatomic cation symporter activity; allantoin:proton symporter activity. Gene Ontology annotation, cellular component: membrane.
AGGAAUCUUUAACUAGGAGCUUCGUAGUCAAACUCUAGAUUCUUCUGCAUCUUCUUUUGGCUUCUGUAGUUUUGUUGCUAUGAAAUAUAGAAGUCAAUUUGUUCUCGAUCUUGAUAUUAUCUCUGUAGAUAAAGAACGUAGGCAUGCCCAUGAUUUAAAUUUGGGAAUUUAUGGUGAGAGAUUCUAUUUAUGUUUCCUAUGUACUCACAGGCCGAUGAUGAUAGGUCAAGGAUUGGGAAUAUAUGUGGUGGAGAGCAAAGGAGGAGCAAUAUUAUGUAUAUUGCUUUCUCUGCUCUGUUUAGGCACUUGGCCUGCUCUUAUGGCUCUUCUUGAACGGCGUGGUCGUCUCCCACAACAUACUUAUCUUGAUUAUUCCAUCACUAAUUUCUUGGCUGCAAUCUUUAUAGCCUUUGUGUUUGGUGGGAUAGGUGAAAGUACACACGAGGCACCAAGUUUUCUUGCUCAGCUCACUCAGAUUCAGGAUAAUUGGCCCUCUGUGUUGUUUGCUAUGGCCGGUGGGGUGGGUUUGAGUAUUGGGAAUCUUGCUACUCAGUAUGCUUUAGCUUUUGUUGGUCUGUCUGUUACAGAAGUGACAGCUGCGAGCAUCACUGUUGUUGUAGGCACCACUGUCAAUUACUUUUUGGAUAACAGAAUGAACCGAGCAGAUUUGCUUUUCUCUGGUGUCGGCUGCUUCUUGGUAGCUGUUUGUCUUGGUUCUGCUGUUCACUCUUCCAGUUCUGCUGAUACAGAGGAGAAACUCGGAAAAUUCACGAGGGACUGUGAAAUUGUGAAUCCGGAAGAGUGCCAGAGACUAUUUGGAGUAGAUGAAGAAGAAGAAAAAGACAUGGAGAAUGUUAAGGAAGGGACAGCAGCUUUUCUUAUAGCACUUGAAAACACAAGAGCAAUCAAAGUGUUUGGAAAGAGCAUGGUUGUUGGUCUGGGGAUAACCAUUUUUGCAGGUCUUUCUUUCUCAUUGUUCUCACCAUUAUUCAACCUUGCAACAAAUGAUCAAUGGCACACUCUAAAACAUGGCGUACCCAAGCUGAUUGUCUACACCGCGUUCUUCUACUUCUCACUAUCUUGCUUUGUGAUCGCCAUCGCUCUAAACAUUAGUUUCCUGUACAACCCUGUGCUCGGCUCACCAAGAUCUUCCUUUACGGAAUAUCUGAGUGACUGGAACGGAAGAGGUUUGGCUGUUAUGGCUGGAUUAAUUUGUGGGUUUGGUAACGGUCUUCAGUUCAUGGGUGGACAAGCUGCAGGAUAUGCAGCCUCAGAUGCUGUUCAGGCACUUCCUUUGGUGUCUACUUUUUGGGGGAUAUAUCUGUUUGGGGAGUAUAGGAGAUCAUCUCCGCGGACUUACGCUUUACUUGUUGGAAUGCUGGUGAUGUUCACUGUUGCUGUGGGACUUCUAAUGGCCUCGGCUGGGGAAAGAGAGACGCAGUUCACCUAAAGAGCUGAGCAAUAUGGACCAAAAUUAUACAAUGUGUGGCUCUUGCCUCUUGGAGAUGUUUGUAAAUUACAUUGUGGUUACUGGCAAAUGUAUAUAAUUGUUGUUAGAUAUUCGUCAACGUCCUUGUUUAUACAAGAAAAUUGAAUGAGUACAGAGAAUACAUUUGCAGAA